Molecule: messenger RNA, 997 nt
Organism: Kockovaella imperatae
Lineage: Eukaryota; Fungi; Basidiomycota; Tremellomycetes; Tremellales; Cuniculitremaceae
Exons: 8
Coding region: 126-875 (249 amino acids)
Biological process (GO): transcription by RNA polymerase II
Cellular component (GO): nucleus
Molecular function (GO): transcription coactivator activity
Source: RefSeq, a predicted model, not a curated record
CGGCCGAAUGUUCCAUCUUGUUUCGGAUCUACAAAAGUGCAUCAUUUAUAGUUUUGGAUCAUAUACUCGUCCCGGGCUGUCGACUCUAUCUAGUGGGAUCUGGACCGAGUAGUCAUCUGCACACCAUGCCACCAAGUAAGAACAAUACGAAGAAAGAGUCUGGACGGGCGAAGAAAGCCGAGAAUGAGGAGAAGAAAUCUCAAGCCGCUGCCAAAGCUCAAGAAGCCAAAGAAGCGGAAAAGUGGAAAGAUGGAGCAAAGGGAACUACGAAAGCCGACCUAGCCGCUGUCAAGGCUGCAGAACAGGCGAAGAAGAAGGCCGAAAAAGAAGCUCUGCUUGCAGCUGAAGAAGCCUCUAUGCCCUCUAAGCCUAAGGCAGCGCCUAAAGCCGGAGCGAAAAAGAAGCCGACAACUGACAAACCAUUGCUUGCUCCUGGAGGUGGAAUAGCCAACUACUCUGUGAAUGAUCCGCUUGGGUUGAGGAGAUCAAAUGCAGAUCAAGCGGGAGAAGGAUCGACGACAGCUCUUAGUGCAACGGGAGUGGAGGAUAUGUUGGAAGCUUUGGAGCUGGCGAAUCAAAAGACGGAUAAGGAUACGAUGGGAGCCAAGGCCGGUCUGAUAGAAAGGCAUCCAGAGAGACGGUUCAAAGCUGCUUUCGAAGCGUAUUUGGAGAGAGAGAUGCCCCGUAUAAGGGAAGAUUAUCCUGGUCUCAGACAGAAUCAAUACCGUGAUAGACUGUUCAAAGAAUUCGAGAAGCAUCCUGACAAUCCUUUCAACCAGGCUCAAGUGGCGUAUAAUGCGACGAAGGAUGAGAGAGUGGACGCCCUGAAGCAGGUCAUGGAUGCCAGGGAGGCUAAGUACAGGGUGGAGCAGUGAAGGUCAGGAUGCGGGAAGACGGCUGUACACAUGAGACAGGAGUGUCUUGCUUUGCUGCUUCAGCAAGUAACUCCUGAUACCUACUCAUCCGGUGAUGGCCAAUCCGACAAAGUACAUGUGGA